AUGUUUUGUAAACCAUGGAAACCAAAGAAGAGUAAAGAGAGCACAGGACCUAUGAUCACACCAGAUAAACCGUCAAAGAAGAGCGGUAAUAACAAGGAAGAGCGAGAGAAACUCGGUUUAGGUGCAAAGCGAGGAUCAAGCAGCCAACCACUAGACCAACCAACAAGCGCGUUGCAGCAGUCGAGUAUGUUUGAUUUGCAGCAAGACGAUGGACUAUCAGAUUUAAGUGACAUUGUGGGUGUUCUUAAGGGCAUGGCCGUUGAGAUGGGAUCCGAGCUUGACAAGCAAAACAAUGCUCUUGAUCACCUCGACGACGAUAUUGAUGAGCUUCACUCUCGUGUUCAAGGCGCUAAUCAACGAGCACGUCACUUGCUUUCCAGAUAA
This is a messenger RNA of Eruca vesicaria subsp. sativa (arugula), 384 nucleotides long. The record is from the annotation of a GenBank genome assembly. NCBI's taxonomy places the organism in Eukaryota, Viridiplantae, Streptophyta, Magnoliopsida, Brassicales, Brassicaceae.